This is a messenger RNA of Hevea brasiliensis (rubber tree), 1432 nucleotides long. Its product is annotated as gibberellin 2-beta-dioxygenase 6. Gene Ontology annotation, molecular function: dioxygenase activity. The record is from RefSeq and is a predicted model, not a curated record. Lineage: Eukaryota; Viridiplantae; Streptophyta; Magnoliopsida; Malpighiales; Euphorbiaceae. The transcript is spliced from 4 exons. The coding region runs from base 104 to 1153 and encodes 349 amino acids.
CGCCCUAUAUAUUUUAUAUUCCAUUGCGUUUGGUAGCUGUGAUAUCAUUGAUCGAGGAGCAACUCAAGAGGGUGUUGCCGUGUUAGUGUAAAAAAAAAAAUAAAUGUCUGAAAUGAACCUUGAAUCCUACCCACCUGUGUUUCGCCAACAAAGCGAAAGCCCUCACGUUCAAGCUCAAGCUCAAGCUCAAGCUCAAAGCUCCGACCUUGAUGAUAUCGCCAAAGAGUCGAUUCAAGAGUAUGAUCCUAUCCCUCUUAUAGAUCUCCAGUGCCUCAACCUGGAUGAGCUUGGAGAGGCUUGUAAACACUGGGGCCUGUUUCGUUUGGUCAACCAUGGGAUUCCUUUAACCCUUCUGAGACAACUUCAAGAUCAUUCCAAGAAGAUUUUCUCUCUUUCUUUUGAAUCCAAAGAAGCACUAGUGAUCAGUAGCCCAAUGUCCUACUUCUGGGGCACCCCUGCUCUUACCCCAUCUGGGGAUUCCCUGUCAAGAGGCCCCCAGAAUAUCAACUGGGUGGAAGGUUUCAAUGUUCCUCUCGGUCAACUCUCUCAGUUUCAAGCUGAAGAUCCUACAAUUGAUUCUUUCAGACUGCUGUUGGAAGAAUAUGGAAGGCACCUGGCUCGAAUUGCCUCCACCAUAUUCCAAGCAAUGGUCAAUACCCUCAAUCUGAAUCCUGAGCAAUCCAAGUCUUACUUGUCAGAAUCCACAGGAUUUAUACGUGUUUAUCGAUACCCUCAGUGCUUUGUAGCUAAUGAGACAUGGGGGAUGGAAGCUCACACAGACAGCUCAGUACUUUCCAUAUUGAACCAGGAACAAGUUGGUGGAUUUGAACAUUUCAAGGAUGAUAAAUGGUUCCAGAUUGAGCCCAUUCCUGAUACGCUCAUUCUCAACCUUGGAGAUAUGUUGCAGGCCAUAAGCAACGAUGAAUAUAAGAGUGUUAAACACAGAGUGAAGCCAAACAAAUAUGGGGAGCGGUAUUCAAUCUGCUACUUCGUUUUCCCAGCUGAAGGGAGUGUGAUACAAAGCUCUAAGUACAAGCCUUUCACUUACAGUGAUUUCCAGGCACAAGUGCAGCAAGACAUAAAGACCAUUGGCUUUAAGGUUGGGCUUGAGAGGUUCAGGUUCAAGCAGAAUGAGUCUGGGCCUGCAAGCUGAGACAACCAAUGGGGAAGAUGAAGAUGGUUUAUCCCUUAUAUUCCCAUCUAUUACCAUCCUCGUUGAGUAACAGCAGAGAAUAGAAAAGUAAGCUUCAGUUAAUGGAGGGAGCUGCCUCUUGCAGAGCAAAAUAUGUGGACAAUAAGCUGCCUUCUAUUUGUGUACAAGCUAAUUAGAACAAUGUCUAAUACCCAUAGACAGGAUAAAAUGAAAAUGUUAAUGUGAAAACUAUAUAUUUAAUUCCUUAAUAAUACUACAAAAACUCUAUAUUAAUUAUUA